AUGGAGCUCUGGAACUCCUCCUUGGGAAGUGGCUUCAUCUUGAUGGGCAUUCUGAAUGACAGUGGCUCUCCUGAGCUGCUCUGUGCCACAAUUGCAGUCCUGUACAUGUUGGCCCUGACUACCAAUGGCCUGUUACUCCUGGUCAUCACAAUGGAUGUCCGACUCCAUGUACCCAUGUACCUCCUGGUCGGGCAGCUCUCCCUCAUGGACCUCCUCUUCACAUCUGUUGUCACUCCCAAGGCCCUUGUGGAUUUUCUGCACCAAGAAAACACCAUCUCCUUUGGAGGCUGUGCCCUUCAGAUGUUCCUAGCACUAGCAUUGGGUAGUGCUGAGGACCUCCUACUGGCCUUCAUGGCCUAUGACAGGUAUGUGGCCAUUUGCCAUCCUCUGAACUACAUGGUCCUCAUGAGGCCAAGGGUCUGCUGGCUCAUGGUGGUCACUUCCUGGAUUCUGGCAUCCCUGAGCUCCCUAGGACACACCUUGUAUACCAUGCACUUCCCUUUCUGCAUGUCCCGGGAAAUCAGGCACCUGCUCUGUGAGAUCCCACCUCUGCUGAAGUUGGCCUGUGCUGAUACUUCCAGAUAUGAGCUCCUGGUAUAUGUGAUGGGCGUGACUUUCCUCUUGCUUCCCCUCUCUGUCAUUGUUGCUUCCUACAUAUUAAUCUUAUUUACUGUGCUCCACAUGUCCUCAAAUGAAGGAAGACAGAAAGCCCUUGUCACAUGCUCUUCCCACCUUAUCGUGGUUGGGAUGUUCUAUGGAACUGCCACGUUCAUGUAUGUCUUGCCCAGUUCUUUCCACAGCCCCAAGCAGGACAACAUCAUCUCUGUUUUCUACACAAUCAUCACCCCAGCCCUGAACCCUCUCAUCUACAGCCUGAGGAAUAGGGAGGUUGUGGGGGCCCUGAGGAGGGUCCUGGGAAAAUACCUGUUGCUGGCACCUUCCACACUCUAGGAGAGGCUCAUGGCUUGCCUU
Messenger RNA from Loxodonta africana (African savanna elephant), 972 nucleotides. RefSeq names its product olfactory receptor 2AG2. The transcript has a single exon. The record is from RefSeq and is a predicted model, not a curated record. Gene Ontology annotation, cellular component: plasma membrane. Lineage: Eukaryota; Metazoa; Chordata; Mammalia; Proboscidea; Elephantidae. Gene Ontology annotation, molecular function: olfactory receptor activity; G protein-coupled receptor activity. The coding region runs from base 1 to 951 and encodes 316 amino acids. Gene Ontology annotation, biological process: G protein-coupled receptor signaling pathway; detection of chemical stimulus involved in sensory perception of smell.